Cucurbitaria berberidis CBS 394.84 is the source of this 343-nucleotide messenger RNA. NCBI's taxonomy places the organism in Eukaryota, Fungi, Ascomycota, Dothideomycetes, Pleosporales, Cucurbitariaceae. The record is from the annotation of a RefSeq genome assembly.
UAUAUAUAAAUGUAUCAAUAUCUUCAUUCUCCUAUCGCUUCUUCUUCUCCCCUCCCUUCUUCCUCUCCUCUUUCCUUUUUUUCUCUGCUUCCGUUACCCUCCUAGUAAUACUCUUCCCAGUUCUUUUCGAAACCAUGACAAAAAGCUCCGAAUUCUUAUUCUCUUCCUUUCUCCGCUUCCAAUCUGCUUCUGACCGUGCUAGCAACGGUACGAGUCCCGUCCGCCCUUGUUGGGCAAAAGGUUCUAGGGGACGUGUUGACCGAGAAGUAGGAGUAGAGCGUGAUGACUGGGAAGUGGAGGUUGAGCGAUAUGACCCGGAAGUGGAAGUAGAGCGAGAUGCCAU